AAAUUCAGUCAGUCUUCUUUUAUAAGUCGCACGAGUCAUGGCGAUUCCGUAUGGAAAAUUUCGGAAGAAACAACCGUGAUACGACACCUAAUCUCUAUUAUAUCGAACUGUCUUGCGUUUACAUCGGAACUUUUAACCAUGGAUUUUGGGACACUAUUGAGUGUCGCUCAAAAAAAUGAAGGCAGUAAGCAGCCUAUUGCGUGCUACCGAACCAAAUUUACACCACCCAAGAAAGAGAGUAAACAAUCAAAGAAUUUAUCUGAGAAUAUCAAGAAAUUUCUUGCCAGAAAAGAAGAAGAGGAGCGUCGAAAGGCUUCUGAGGAAAAAAGGAAAAAAGAGAAUCUCUUGGCCUUGCGUGAUCACAAAACUCAAAGCAGAAUAAACAAGCAUUUAAAAGUUUGCAAAUCUGCCAAUAAAUCUGUAUUGGCUGAUGCUAUCGACAAUGAAAACACUGCUGUCACUAUGGCAGGACCAUCACAACCUGAUGAGGACGAUUACGGAUACGUCUCGCAAGAGGCUUCCGCUUUUUAUAACCAGCUGAUGAAUAAAUACAACAAUCUACCUCCGGAGAAGCCAUUAUUUAGUGACAGUGGCAAAAGAACAGUGAAGGACAUAGCAUCUACAAAGGACAGAGUAAAACAAGCAUUGAAACAGAAGGAACUGGAAGACACUUUGGGUCAUCGAAGAAAAAGGAAAUCUUCCAGCUUAACUGAGAAGGAAACUGAGCCAGAUGCGAAAGAGAAAGCAUCAGGAGAUAGAGAUAGAGAUAAGGAAAAAGAAAAAGAAAAGGACAAGGAGGAAAAACCAAAAGUAAAAAAACGUCCCCCAGCUCCGCCACCAAUAGAUUUCGUCCAGCUAUUAAAACUCGCCGAAAAAAAGCAGCACGAGCCAAUAGUGUUGGAACCGAAGCCAAAGCCAAAGGUAGAGGAACCCGAGAGACUCAUGACAAAGAAACAAAUGAAAGAAUAUUUAAAAGAAAAGGAAUGGCGGGAGAGGAAGGAGCAACGGGAGAAAAAUCCUGAAAGCGCAAAGAUUCCAGCUACGGCAAAAGCGCCGCCACCACAAAGUGGGAGAAUACCGAAACUAUCGAACGGAAAGUCAUCACCGGAAAAGACAGAGAGGCCCUUAACAAAAAGCACAACUACUUCCUCCGUGAGGAAGCAAGCGGAUAAGGAAAAGUCAUCAACGCUGUCUACAUCGAACUCCAAGAGUUCGGAAAAGGAUCUCAUUCAAGAGGAAAGAAAGAAACUCGAGGCUGUGAAGAAGGAAUUGGAAGAAAUUAAAAGACGCAUCGAGGAAGAGAAUAAGAAGAAGCUCGAGUUGCAGAGUAAAAUUAAAAAGUCUGAUGCAUCUGCGCCAUCGGCAACUAAAUCUGUCAGCAAAACAACAAAGAGUAGUGACAAGCCGAUGAAUUCGUCUAAGGACGUUAAACCAAGACAAUUGCCUCCAGCAGACGUGAAACCAAGACCAUUCCCUCCACAGGAUAUAAAGCGACAAGUUUCAUCAUCGCAGGACGUGAAACCUCGACACUUCCCACCGCAAGAUGUCAAGCCAAAGUCGUUGCCAGCCAAUGGAAAAACGCGACAAUUUCCGCCUGGUGACAUCAGGCCCGUCAAACGACCAUUGUCGCACAAAGACGCACGAAGGGGUGGACCAGUGCACAAACGUCGCAUUCAUGACGACGAAGACGAGUACGAUUCUGAACUCGAUGACUUUAUUGAUGACGGACCGGAAGAAGGUGCUGAGGACUAUAGUAAAUAUAUUAGUGAGAUAUUUGGUUAUGACAAGAGUAAAUACAGAGAUUACGAGGAUGACGAUGACGCCAUGGAGAGUAAUUUUGCUCAACAAUUAAAGGAAGAAUACGUAUCCACGAAAAUUGGAAUAAUGGAAGACUUGGAGGAUAUUCGCAUGGAAGCUCUCGAGAAGAAGCGAAAAGCUUUGCUUAAGAAGAAAUCUAAAAAGUAGUGCGUGAUAAUCGCAUAUUAUAGAUGCGUGUAAGAAUGAGAGAAUGGAAGAGUGAUGCAGCUGUGUGUAUAUAUAUAUGUAUAUAUACACGCUAUGAUAAACAUUUAUUACAUAAAUAUAUAUUUAUAAAAGCGCUUGAGUGAUGAAAUAUUUUCAUAUUUAUAAAAAUUGUUCCAGAAUACCGCGCGAGAAGACAAUACAUUAUUAGCGCGCGGUUUUCGUAAAGUUUUGUUUCUCUAGAUUCUUGUCUAACGCACGGCUUUUUUUUUAAUACAAUCGAUAGAGCUUUGCAAGGGAGGGGGUAAAUGAAGCAAGGUGGAGAAAAAGAAAUUAGGCAAACGAAAAGUAACAGACUUUACAUUUCAGACUGUGAUUUGCCUUGAGAAGUUUUGCCGUAUACCUCAGUUUUUGACACGGCCAUUUUAUUUUUUUUAUUUUUUGUUUGUUUAUCUUUUCUGCUUUAUUUGGUUAAGCAGAAAAGAUAUUGUCAUAAAUAAAUACCUUCAAUGUUCAUCAUCGAUCAGAGAAAGAUACUGUAUAACAGAACGGCUAAGGUUCGAAUUUAUUUUAGCUACUUAUUUUCCUUUAAAUAGAAAUUUUUCAAACCUCUUGCUCCAUUUGAUUGAUCUGAUCUUAAAAUUGCUUAAUUUACGUUUUGCUUCUGUAAAAUUACAAAGAAACUGCGACGAAUAAAACACUGCCGCUUAAAAUAUUCUUCGUCGCCUCUAAGUCAUUAUUAAUAAUUAAUGAAGGAAUAGACAUUGUAAAUAUGCGUGCAAUAAGCCAACGUAUAAUUACCAAUUAAUUGUUAAGUGAUUUCUUUAAAAAAUCGACUUUCGUCUAGUGUUUUCAAACAUGGCUGUUAAUUCGAUCAAGCUCAUAAAUUGUCGGUGAACAUUGUUAGUGCUUGAUACAAGUAAUUCUAUAACAUGAUUAAUAUUGUUCUUGAGAUACGGUUUAUAUAAAUACAUUACUAUAAUAUUUC
Messenger RNA from Cephus cinctus (wheat stem sawfly), 2950 nucleotides. Its product is annotated as protein SPT2 homolog. Lineage: Eukaryota; Metazoa; Arthropoda; Insecta; Hymenoptera; Cephidae. Gene Ontology annotation, molecular function: DNA binding; histone binding. The transcript has 8 exons. Bases 139 to 1965 code for a protein of 608 amino acids. Gene Ontology annotation, biological process: nucleosome assembly; regulation of DNA-templated transcription. The record is from RefSeq and is a predicted model, not a curated record. Gene Ontology annotation, cellular component: nucleolus.